Plectropomus leopardus (leopard coralgrouper) is the source of this 1708-nucleotide messenger RNA. The record is from RefSeq and is a predicted model, not a curated record. NCBI's taxonomy places the organism in Eukaryota, Metazoa, Chordata, Actinopteri, Perciformes, Serranidae.
CACACACACACACACACACACACACACACACACCGGAAAAUGAAGCGUGGGUCGAGUGUGUUGCAGCCUCCCUCUGAUGCAGCCAAACGACACACACACCCCGCAAACACACACACAAAGACACACACCAGCUGCAGUGAUGAUGCUCGCCUGCUGAGCGUGCCCGACACGCGCGCUGAACACACACCGGACACAAACGCCACAGGUUCGAGUCCCUUCCCAGCAGCCACCUCUCUCUUCAGCCCGGAUGUCAGCACCAAGAUGGCGUCUGACCUCCUCAUCAGGCUGUCAGAGGCGACCCAGAAGGCCCAGAUGCAUCCUGGGAGGCAGGCGGAGGCGGAGCUUCAGAGGCGUGAGGCCCUGCCGGAGGUGCGUGGCGGGCAGCAGGACGAGCCCGGCCUCGCUCUGUCACCGGACGGCCCCGGGGCGAGUCCGGAGCCGCCGUCACUCUCACACACACCUGAUGGCAACGCCGCCACGGACACACUGGCCUCAGACCUGCUGAGGAAACUGGCAGAGCGACAGGAAGUGAGCAGCCGCACGGUGAGGGUCAAAGAAGAAGAAGAACCGAUGGAGGUCGACUCAUUGGCUGCCUCCGACCUCGUCCACAAUCGACCAAUCCCAAAAGAGAUAACCCCACCUCCCUCUGCGAUGGCGAGCCACCAUCUCUUCAGCAUUAAAACAGAGGAGCAGGUCCCCGAGCAGCUGCUCCGCGGAGCCAAAAUGGCGGAUCAGUGUGUCCAUGACUUCAAAAUAGAAGACAUGUUUUACACUGGAGGCUGCCAGCCCGGCUCCAAAACGGCAGACAGUGUCGUCCCCGGGGCCAACAAGUUUCAGUUCAGAGUGAAACUGGAGGAUCAUGGUGUCUCUGCAGCCAAAGUGGAAGACCGACUUCCAUCUGGAGCCAAAAUGGAGGACUGGCUUCAAUCUGGAGCCAAAACGGAGGACCAGCUUAAAUCUGGAGUCAAAAUGGAGGACUGGCUUCAAUCUGGAGUCAAAUUGGAAGACCGGCUUCAAUCUGGAGCCAAAACGGAAGACCAGCUUCUAUCUGGAAUCAAAAUAGAAGACCGGCUUCAAUCUGGAGCCAAAAUCAAAGACCGGCUUCUAUCUGGAACCAAAAUGGAGGACCGGCUCCUAUCUAGAGCCAAAAUGGAGGACCAGCUUCUCCUUAAAGCAAAACUUGCAGAGCGGCCUUUCUCUGCGGCCAAGAUGAGCAACAAGUUCCUCUCUGGAGUCAAGAUGGAGGACCAGCUUCUCUUUGCAACCAAAAUGGAAAACCGGCUUCACUCCGGAGCCAAGAUGUCGGACCACGUUUUCUCAGGAGCAAAGUCGGAGGAGCAGCUGUUCUUCGGAGCCAAGAUGGAGGACCAGUGCCUCAGGGCCGUGCUGUGGCAGGACAUGUCGGUGAACCUGGCGUCCACGCUGCUGCACCAGCUCUCAGAGAGAGUCAGUAAAUCCAACAGUCGGCCGGUGGAGCCGAUGACUCCGCCCCUCAGAGUAAGUCCUGUUUUGAAGGUGAAUGUGGACCCGCUCUGCUCCUCCCCUCUUUUGAGCUCUCAGCAGCCUCCACAUGAAACCAGAACCAGCAGGGAUCAGGCCGCAGGUUGCUCGUUCUUCUACAGGUAACACAAACAAACACAUGCACUGAGGACUCGCACUGACAUCCUGGACUCCCUCGGACCCUGAAACCAACCAUGAAAACAUUAAU